Ogataea philodendri is the source of this 2886-nucleotide messenger RNA. RefSeq lists its product as uncharacterized. Bases 1 to 2886 code for a protein of 961 amino acids. The record is from RefSeq and is a predicted model, not a curated record. The transcript has a single exon. NCBI's taxonomy places the organism in Eukaryota, Fungi, Ascomycota, Pichiomycetes, Pichiales, Pichiaceae.
AUGAACAAGCUACGGGCUUUUUCCCGAAAAGAGUCGGGUUCCUCGCCCAAAGAGAGCUCUUCACUGCCCAAGAGAGUGGUCACAGCCGAGUCUCGCGGUGAGCUGAGUCCGGCCUUAUCUCCGAUCGUCACUCUGCUGUCUGCCCAAACUCAUCGCCGAUACAAUGAAGGUGUGUUCAUGCUAUUGAAAGACCUCGAUUCCGAAGGCCAGGCUGCUGAUCGGAAGUGGUCGGAAGUGUACGGAGUGCUGAUCGGCAAUCAGCUGGCCAUCUACAGCGUCGAAUUGAUGGAGGAACUCCAAGCCAAAACCAAAACAAACAAUAAACCGUCCUACAUCAACUUCACCGAUGCAACCUUCAAAGCCGUCGACGUUUUGCCUUCCAGCAACGGAGACCUGAAAAACGUCAUCAUCGUCUCGACAACUUUGAAAAAUAGAUAUCUGAUCCAGAUCGCCUCCGUUGAGCAGUUCCGCCGGUGGCAUGCGGCUUUCAGACUCGCAGCCACAGAGUACAAACUUCUCCAGGAAGCGUACACUGGUGCCUUAUUGAGUGCACGUGGAUCGCUUCUGUCGGAUAUCAAGGUUGUUCUUGCAGAGACAAAGUUUGUGCACGAGGACUGGACCAGUGUCAGAUUCGGAGCAGGUAUGCCUUGGAAAAGAUGUUUCACAGAGAUUGAGCCACCAGCCAAAAAACACAAAAAGAAGUUUGUUCCUGGGAAAGUCACGUUCUACGAGUCGGAGAAGAAGGGAAAAAAGCUGGCCAUGGCUACCAUUACCAACGCCAACUCCAUCUAUGCCGUUUAUCCUCAGAACUAUUCCGUGAUCGAUCAGAGUACCAUGAUCAAAUUGGACGGAUCCAUCGUUUUUUCGAAGGAUGAAGGAGAAAAGGACUGUUCCAUCUUCCUGAUGCCAGAUCAACACUCGUCUGUUCCUGGAUACGAUACUCUGAUUAGAUUUUUGAUACCAUUGUUGGACGCUUACCAUCUCUAUGGAAGACCAAAGCGGCUGAACGCGGACAAGUCCGAGAUCGACUCGUUGCUAUUUGCUCUCCCCGUCCUCCCGAAACUGCACUACUUGGAGGUCGACGACCUGAUGCAGCUCACGGGCAGCGCAACCACGGCCUCGUGGACCUCGUACCAAUGGACAAGAGGAAUCAAGGAGAUUCUACAGCCAAAGGUCAGCAACGGGUACACCGGUUGCGGCUCAACAGAAGGAACAGUUGGGGCUGUUGGUAUGCUGGAUUUCUCUAGAGACUUUGCUUCUGGUAAAGUGCGGUCCUUUUCGAAUCCUCAAUCGCCAACGUUUGCUCCGAAUCCAAAGAACGCGUUCGGAGCAGAGCCUCGGUCUCCUGCUUUGGAAACACAGACUAUCAACUCGCAAACCUCACCGAAAAAGGUGCCGGAGGUCGACCACAAGUCUGUGGAGGACAAGGGAUCGCUGUACUCUGAGCUUCGGUUCAGAAAGCGCGACGACGAGCUGCCGGUUGCACAGCCUGAACAGAUCUCGAGACCUGUAUCGCCCGAGAAACAAGGUUUACGCAACCCUCCACCGGGAAUACACAGGUCUCCAGGAAACCUGUCCAACAUCUACUCCAAAUACGCCCAGUUGCCUGAUCUGGACCACAUUGACAGUUCUUUGGCCGACAUGGACUUGAAGGAGAAAUCUGCCAUCGACGAUUUGUAUCCGCAAGAGGGAUCCGAAGUAGAGGAAGAGGACGACGACGAGGACGACGACUACGAUAUCAACUUUGUCAAUCCUGCGUCGUCCAAACAGACGAUGAUGAAAUCGUCGCAAUCAGUUGGAUCGUUCACCACUCCUGACGGCAACCACCUGUCGCCUCUUGCCCAGCCAAAUCCAAACUACAAUAGCAAAACGUCGCUGGUUUCGUCGGACUCGGGAGAACACACUCCUGUGGACAGAAGAGUGCUUUCUCAAGAAAGAGUCAUGUCGCCAUUCACAGAGUUCAACAAGUCUUACCAACAGGCCAUGCAGCCCAACAUUGCGUACGAGCAUCCAAACGGACUUUCAAGUGCAAGCACACUGAACGUUCCAAAACAGAGGGCCGACCGCGAAGGAGUCGUCGGAGGUCCACUUGAAGACGUCUAUAGAAGUGCCAGCAACGACAGCGGCGAGUUCUACGACGCCCCUUCGUACGGGGACUAUCCUCCACGGGCACACAAUCCAUACCUGCAGCCGCACGAACUGGGGGGUGGCUCGCGAUCCGGUUCCACAGGCUCUGUGGAACACAGACCAGCGUACAAGAACUCCAACUUCCAGCGUGCUCCACCAGACAACAUUGUUCCCCAGCAGGUUCCUUACAAUAGUGGGCAGCAUCUGGUUCCAAUGCAGGCUGCUCCGGGCCAGAAACUGCAGUCUCCAUACUCUCCAAACGGGAACGCAGCGUACGGGGCCCCAGCGCCAACAGGAGGAUACUCUCCAGCAGGACAUCCUCGUCAGGCGGGUCCGCCAGCAGGAGCUUACGGUGCCAAUCCAAAUGGAUACGCACCUCCUCCAGGACAGCCAAAGCAGAACACGGGGUCUCCUCGCGCAAGAAGACCACCGCCUCCGCUCAUGCAUUCCCAACAGUACUACCCACAGCCUGGGUCUCCUCACUACAACCAGCCUGCACCGUACCAGCAGUACCAGCAGCCGGUUCCUCAGCAAUACCAGCAGCCUGCUCCUCAGCAGUAUGGCAGACCGUAUCCUGAGCCGAUGAACCUGCCCCCACCUACUCAGCAGUACCCACGAGCCAGUCCUACCAGUAUGAAGAGCCCCCACGCGUUCCCGGCCCAACAGAAGCCAAUCAGAGACAAGAACAAUCCGUACUCCUUGGCCAAAGCGGCCAAUGACUCCAAAGUCAACUACAACAAAAAUCCAUACGCCAACUGA